GAGUGAGAGAGGGAGACUUUUGAACAGCUUGUGCACCUUGUUAUUCUGGUGUCAGCUCCAGCAUGCAUGUCUGCCUGUCUGUUUGAUUUGUAUCUUUGGGUCUGAGUGCACGUCACACUUUGAUCCGCUUCUCGUCUCCUCCAGCACCGAACUCGGAGGACGCAGCAGCCAGCCUUCAGUCUGGAGGGAAAAGCCCCAGUGGAGUCCGGCAGGGGGGAUGGAGGAGGAGGCAGCCCCGGCCCCGCUGCCACUCUGCCCCUGAGCCACGCCGAGAGCCCCGGGCCCUGGCAGAGCGAGAGCCUGCUGGCGGAGUCCUGGUCCACCAUGGGCGACGUGGACCCGGAGGACGCCAAGAGCCUGGACAGCAGCGACGGGGCGGCGCUGGCGGCAGAGGAGAACCACUCCUCCAACUCCGACAUGGUGCACCUGGAGCGGGAGGAGGCCGAGAUGCUGGAGGAGGCGGAGAGCCGGGGGAGGACGGGGGAGGAGGAGGAAGAGGAAGACGAGAUGCAGACCAGCGUGCUGAGCGUGUUGGGCGGGGAGAGGGAGCUGGUGGCGCUCCGGGAGGAGGAGCAGGACCUCCACGCUCCAGAAACUGAGGAGCUCCUGGUGUCGGCGGAGGAGCCGCGCAGGGAGAGGGAGCCGGUGGAGUUCCGCCACGUGGUUCCCCCGAUGGCUCUGCCUCCUCUGCCUAUCGUCAAGCUCCAUCCGCCCUCCACCACCUCCACGCCGGUCCCUUCCACCACCACCUCCGAAGCGGAGGAGCCGUACCCGUCUCAGGGCCUCCUCCCUCCCGCCAUCCUGUCAGCGAUGGCGGCCGAGCCUCCGGCAGCGAGCCCAGAACAGCUACGCUUCUCACAGGUUCCCCUCUCAGACGAACAUUCAGAGAAAGAGUCGCAGGCGGCGGCGGAGAAGCCGGAGCCACCGCCGCCGCCGCCCGCUCCUGAGACCAAACCCCUCACCUCCACCGAGCUGCUGUGUGGAGGCGCCGCUUUAGUCGCCGUGGUCGGGGUGGUGGCGUACGGCGCCGUGGUCUACUGCAGAAAGUAGAAACACACCCCGCUCCGGCCUCCUCUGCUUCUAACUCUGUUCCACAGGAUAAUAUUCCGCUUCUGGACGCAACUCUGACGCUACUUUUCAUCGAUAGACACCUUCAGCAGAUUUUUAAAUUCGUGCUACCUCAGCUCUCAGCAGAGCUCAUGGCCUUCGUUCUACCGUUCAUUUCUGAGGAGUCAAAACCAUUAAAACACAAACCUGGAAUGUAAAAAAAAAACCACAAUGUAAAGUACAAUUUCAAAAGAAAUCCCGUUACUUCU
Salarias fasciatus (jewelled blenny) is the source of this 1316-nucleotide messenger RNA. RefSeq names its product histone-lysine N-methyltransferase SETD1A-like. Gene Ontology annotation, biological process: apoptotic process. The transcript has 2 exons. The record is from RefSeq and is a predicted model, not a curated record. NCBI's taxonomy places the organism in Eukaryota, Metazoa, Chordata, Actinopteri, Blenniiformes, Blenniidae. Gene Ontology annotation, cellular component: mitochondrion; membrane. Bases 325 to 1050 code for a protein of 241 amino acids.